AUUCGGAGGCAGAUGAAUCUGAUCUUUGAGGAAAAGUUGCAGGAAAAUCCAAACGUGCAGUGAAAUCAUCUGAACGCACCCAGAUGCGUCUGAGACUUCGGGACUCGGCGGUGAUUUAUUGACGCUGUGGACAUUUCUUGCAGUGCGUGACGUGCGGGGGCAGAGCAGGGGGCUGCUGUGACUUAAGUUGCCGUCAUCUGGAUGGAUGUUAUCACUCUGAGACGGACCAGCAGCUCCAGGACCGCGCUGCGCCGGAGGAACCUCCUUUCCACCUGGAUUUUACGCAUGGCGCUGCCGGGCCGGCACCACAUCAUGACGCACGACUUGCUCUGAGUUGUGAAGAGGGAGUGAAGCAGGGAAACUGCGGGGGACGGAUACUUAUGGUUUGGUGUGAGCGUGCCACAGCCGCCCGUGACUCCUCUCCUAACGGUGCGCCCUCCGUGGCCGUACUCGCUCUCCGGGACUUCCACGCGGCUGGCACGCGCGAUGGGAUGCAGAAGCGCGCUGGGAUGCUGCCUGCUCGCGGCGCUGUCCUGCUGCCUCCCCCCCGGCUGCACAGGUAACAUCACCGUGGCCGUGAUGCUGCCGGACAACCACCACAAGUACCCGUGGGCUCUGCCGCGCGUCUUCCCGGCCAUCCUCAUGGCGCACGAAGACCUGCACGGGAAACACGGGCUGCUGCUCGGCCGGUUCAUCAACAUCCUCAACUACAGCACCGAGGACCCCGUGGCGGGCUCCUGUGCGGAGAGCCGUGCGCAGGUCGUGGCCGUGGACGCGAAGCUCUACAUCCGCCCGGACGCGUUCUUCGGCCCCGGGUGCGUUUACCCCCUCGCCUCCGUGGGCCGGUUCGCGUCCCACUGGAAGCUCCCGCUGAUCACAGCCGGAGGUCCCGCGUUCGGCUUCGACAAGCGGGAGGAGUACCGGACCAUCGUGCGCAGCGGGCCCUCCACCACCAAGCUGGGGGAGUUCGCCAACGUCCUGCACACGCACUUCAACUGGACGUCCCGCGCCGUGGUGAUCUUCCACGACCUGCGGCAGGACGACCGGCCGCACUACUUCCUCUCGGAGGGGAUCUACCUGAACCUGAAGGAGGAGAUGAACGUCACGGUGGAGGCGCAGCCGUACGACGACGACAAGGACUACAGGGACCUCAUCACCUUCAUGAAGGAGCGCGGAAGAAUCGUGUACAUCUGUGGCCCCCUGGAGACGUUCCUGAACAUCAUGAAGCUGUUCCAGAGCGAGAUCCAGGACCCGGAGAACUACGCCAUCUUCUAUCUGGACGUCUUCGCCGAGAGCCUGACGGAUCGCAAACCGUGGCAGAGCCCAGACUUCGACUGGGCUGAUCCCCUUAACGUCUUUAAGUCCGUGUUUGUCAUCACGUACCGGCCGCCCGAUAACCCGGAGUACAAGGACUUCCAGAAGAGGCUCCACGCCAGAGCCAAGAAGGACUUCGGCGUUGAUCUGGUGCCAUCGCUGAUGGACUACAUCGCCGGGAGCUUCUACGACGGUUUCGUGCUCUACGCAAAGGCCUUGGAGGAGACGCUGGCGGACGGCGGCGCUCAGAACGACGGCAUCAACAUCACGAUGAGGACGCAGAACCGCCGAUUCUGGGGAGUGACGGGACUUGUUAACACAGACCACAAGAACGCCAGAGAAAUCGACGUCAACCUGUGGGCCAUGACGGACCAGGAGAGCGGGGAGUUCGGGCUCGUUGCGUUCUACAACGGGUCCACCAAAGAGAUCAUCUGGUCCCAGUCAGAGAAGAUCCACUGGCCCAGUGGCGGUCCACCGCUGGACAACCCCCCCUGUGUGUUCUCCAAGGACGACCCCUCCUGCAACGAUGGUCAUCUGCCGGUUCUGGGCAUCGUCGCCGUGGGCUCCGGUUUGGCGCUCAUCAUCUUCGGAAUCUCCAGUUUCCUCAUUUACAGGAAACUGAAGCUGGAGAAGGAGCUGGCUGGAAUGUUGUGGAGGAUUCGCUGGGAGGACCUUCAGUUCGAGAGCCCCAAUAAAUACCACAAGCGGGCCGGCAGUCGACUCACCCUGUCGCAGAGAGGCUCCAGCUACGGCUCCUUGAUAACUGCCCAUGGAAAAUAUCAGCUAUUUGCAAAAACGGGCUAUUUUAAGGGAAACCUGGUGGCCAUCAAGCACGUCAACAAGAAGAGGAUAGAGCUGACCAGACAAGUUCUGCUGGAACUCAAACAUAUGAGAGACGUUCAGUUCAACCAUCUAACCAGGUUCAUCGGGGCCUGCAUUGACCCCCCCAACAUCUGCAUCGUUACGGAGUACUGUCCCCGAGGAAGCCUGCAGGACAUUUUGGAGAACGAGAGCAUCAACCUGGACUGGAUGUUCCGUUACUCGCUGAUCAAUGACAUCGUGAAGGGAAUGAACUAUCUCCACAACAGCUACAUCGGCUGCCAUGGAAAUCUGAAGUCAUCUAAUUGCGUGGUGGACAGUCGAUUUGUUUUGAAAAUCACGGAUUACGGCUUGGCCAGCUUCCGCUCGUCCUGCGAGAACGACGAGUCCUACGCACUCUAUGCAAAGAAGCUGUGGACGGCUCCCGAGCUUCUCAUCUACGACCGCCAUCCUCCACAGGGGACGCAGAAGGGCGACGUGUACAGUUUUGGCAUCAUACUGCAGGAAAUCGCCCUGAGGAGCGGGCCUUUCUACGUGGAGGGCAUGGACCUCAGCCCCAAAGAGAUCGUGCAGAAGGUGAGGAACGGUCAGAAGCCGUACUUCCGGCCCACGACGGACACCAAGUGCCACUCGGAGGAGCUGACCAUCCUGAUGGACGGCUGCUGGGCCGAGGACCCGGCGGAGAGGCCCGACUUCGGCCACAUCAAGAUCUACAUGGCCAAACUCAACAAGGAGGGCAGCACCAGUAUUCUCAACAACCUGCUGUCCAGGAUGGAGCAGUACGCCAACAACCUGGAGAACCUGGUGGAGGAGCGGACACAAGCUUAUCUGGAGGAGAAGAGAAAAGCUGAAAACCUCCUCUAUCAAAUUUUACCACAUUCGGUAGCGGAGCAGCUGAAACGUGGGGAGACGGUGCAGGCGGAGGCUUUCGACAGCGUCACGAUUUACUUCAGCGACAUCGUGGGCUUCACGUCCAUGUCUGCGGAGAGCACGCCGCUAGAGGUUGUCACACUGCUCAACGAUCUGUACACCUGCUUCGAUGCCAUCAUCGAUAAUUUCGAUGUUUAUAAGGUGGAGACCAUCGGCGACGCCUACAUGGUGGUGUCCGGGCUGCCGGUGCGGAACGGGAAGCUCCACGCCAGAGAGAUCGCCGGGAUGUCGCUGGCGCUGCUGGAGCAGGUCAAAACGUUCAAGAUUCGCCACCGACCCAACGACCAGCUGAGACUCAGGAUAGGGAUCCACACAGGUCCGGUCUGUGCCGGAGUGGUCGGGUUGAAAAUGCCCAGAUACUGUUUGUUUGGAGAUACUGUCAACACAGCGUCUCGGAUGGAGUCCAACGGGGAGGCCUUGAAGAUCCACUUGUCCUCGGCCACCAAAGAGGUUCUGGAUGAGUUCGGCUACUUUGAUCUCCAGUUACGAGGAGACGUGGAAAUGAAGGGCAAAGGCAAAAUGAGAACGUACUGGCUUAUGGGGGAGAAGAAGGACGUGUACGUUAUCUGAGAGGCCUGACGAUCACCUGCAGCCGCCGCCGCCGCCGCCGCCGAGACGACAGCGGGAGCUGCGGUGGCCGAGCCACUACUUUAUUUGUUCUAGAAUAAGUCCUUAUUGGGGAUUUCCACGCAGAGGAAAAACCUCCAUAGAAAAAAAAUACCCCAAAGGGAAUUCCAGGUAUAUUUAUUACCUGCAUAUCGUAACUGCAAAAAAAAAAAAGAAGAAAUAUCAAAAAAAGUCAAUCUGUUUUUGUAUGAAGAACCUUUCUGUCCUGAGAGUGAAAACUUUCUCACUGAUAAAUUCUUAUUUUUUGUGCUUUCUAUAUUAAGAUUUGUAUAAUGUGUUUGGAAGUCAAUGAUGUAUUAAUAUUUCCUCGGAGCAUCCAGUGGAAUUUGGAGCGUUUCAGAUCAAUGUCACAGCAGGGGUUCUUCAGCCGUGUUACACAGUACAAAAUAUGAUGUAUAUAUGUAUAUCCAAGAUACUGUAAGAUAUUUUGUUCAAUAAACUGAGUAAAAUAC
Molecule: messenger RNA, 4142 nt
Organism: Hippoglossus stenolepis (Pacific halibut)
Lineage: Eukaryota; Metazoa; Chordata; Actinopteri; Pleuronectiformes; Pleuronectidae
Gene: npr2
Product: natriuretic peptide receptor 2
Exons: 22
Coding region: 487-3633 (1048 amino acids)
Biological process (GO): intracellular signal transduction; cGMP biosynthetic process; receptor guanylyl cyclase signaling pathway
Cellular component (GO): membrane
Molecular function (GO): protein kinase activity; guanylate cyclase activity; ATP binding
Source: RefSeq, a predicted model, not a curated record